Molecule: messenger RNA, 702 nt
Organism: Carya illinoinensis
Lineage: Eukaryota; Viridiplantae; Streptophyta; Magnoliopsida; Fagales; Juglandaceae
Exons: 1
Coding region: 1-702 (233 amino acids)
Source: RefSeq, a predicted model, not a curated record
AUGGAACAUGAAGCUUUCAUCUUCUCUGGCCGAGUUUGGAUUUGUCAAUCUAAGUCAGACUAUAGUCUGUUCAUCAAACACACGACCUCCUCCUUCACAGCUCUAUUGGUUUACAUCGAUGACAUCAUUGUCAUGAGCUUGAACCACACAUCCACGGAUGAAGUCAAGAAGCUUUUGUCCACCAAAUUUAAGAUCAAGAACCUGGGCUCACUAAAAUAUUUUCUUGGAAUGGAAAUCGCUCGUUCAAAGAAUGGCAUUCAAAUUUGUCAAACCAAGUACACCUUGGACAUACUUUCUGAGAUGGGCUUGCUUGUUGCCAAACCCUCCCCUUUGCCAAUGGAACCGAAUAUCAAACUUCAUAAAGACCAAGGUGAUGUUUUUCAAGACCCUACCCAGUAUCGAAAAUUGGUUGGUAAAUUACUCUACCUAACCAAUACACGGCCUGACAUCAGUUACAUCGUUCACCUUCUAAGUCAGUUCAUGGAGACACCACGAGUACCCCAUUAUGAUGAUCUCCUUAAGAUUCUUCGAUACCUCAAAGGCAGCCCAGGCCAAGGUUUAUUUUUCCCCACUACUUCCUCACUACAACUCACAGCAUACUGUGAUGCCAACUGGGCAAACUACCCCGACACCAGGAGAUCAACAACCAGAUUUUGUAUCUUCAUUGGAAAGUCUCUUGUUGCCUGGAAAUCAAAGAAGUAG